This is a messenger RNA of Bipolaris sorokiniana ND90Pr, 1509 nucleotides long. RefSeq lists its product as uncharacterized. Gene Ontology annotation, cellular component: proteasome regulatory particle, base subcomplex; cytosolic proteasome complex. Gene Ontology annotation, biological process: positive regulation of RNA polymerase II transcription preinitiation complex assembly. Bases 221 to 1402 code for a protein of 393 amino acids. Gene Ontology annotation, molecular function: proteasome-activating activity; ATP binding; ATP hydrolysis activity. Lineage: Eukaryota; Fungi; Ascomycota; Dothideomycetes; Pleosporales; Pleosporaceae. The transcript is spliced from 3 exons. The record is from RefSeq and is a predicted model, not a curated record.
CACAUCAUCGACUCCAUCACCGCCAUCAUCGUCGUUUGUUACAAAUCACCUUUGCUUUCCCGCCCCUCCUCGGUUCCUAUUCCCCAGAUCGAACUAAUCCCCCCGUCCGGCCGUUACCCUCAGGAAGAGGCACCCGCUGCAGCAAACCCAGCCAUUAUCCAUCUACGCAGCACCGCCCUUCACUUAUCCACCACCCACCCACAGACAUACACAGCCCACCAUGAGUGGCAGUGGCGACCAAGAACGCGAGCAUGCGCUUGAAGCCUACAAGUCCAAGCUCCUCGAGUCAAGAGAGUGGGAGGCCAAGCUCAAGGCGUUGCGACUAGAGAUAAAAGGUCUACAGCAUGACUUUGACGUAUCGGAGGAGAACAUCAAGGCGCUGCAGAGUGUUGGUCAGAUAAUAGGCGAGGUGCUCAAGCAGUUGGAUGAGGAGCGAUUCAUUGUCAAGGCAUCAUCCGGCCCCCGCUAUGUAGUCGGAUGCCGGUCAAAGGUCGAUAAGGCCAAGCUCAAACAGGGAACACGCGUUGCCCUCGACAUGACAACCCUUACCAUAAUGCGCAUGCUGCCCCGCGAAGUCGAUCCCCUCGUCUACAACAUGUCGUUGGAAGACCCCGGCCAGGUCAGUUUUGGUGGAAUUGGUGGUCUGAAUGAGCAGAUUCGCGAGCUCCGUGAAGUCAUUGAGCUGCCACUCAAGAACCCCGAGCUAUUCCUGCGAGUAGGCAUCAAGCCGCCAAAGGGUGUGCUGCUCUACGGACCCCCAGGUACCGGAAAGACGCUGCUGGCCCGUGCCGUGGCGAGCAGUCUGGAGACCAACUUCCUCAAGGUUGUUUCGUCGGCCAUUGUCGACAAGUACAUUGGCGAGUCGGCGCGUUUGAUCCGUGAAAUGUUUGGCUACGCAAAGGAGCACGAACCCUGCAUCAUCUUCAUGGACGAGAUUGACGCCAUUGGUGGUCGACGUUUCUCUGAAGGUACAUCAGCAGAUCGUGAGAUUCAGCGAACCCUCAUGGAGCUACUGAACCAGCUGGAUGGUUUCGAUUACCUUGGUCAGACCAAGAUCAUCAUGGCAACCAAUCGACCAGAUACCCUCGACCCCGCCUUAUUGCGUGCUGGACGUCUUGACCGCAAGCUCGAGAUUCCCCUGCCAAACGAAGUUGGACGUCUGGAGAUUCUGAAGAUCCACUCUGGAAGUGUUGUCACAGAUGGUGAGAUUGACUUUGAGAGCAUUGUCAAGAUGAGCGAUGGAUUCAACGGUGCCGAUUUGCGCAACGUCGUAACAGAAGCCGGUCUCUUCGCUAUCAAGGACUACCGAGACUCAAUCAACCAGGACGAUUUCAACAAAGCAGUCCGGAAGAUGGCCGAGUCAAAGAAGCUCGAGGGCAAGCUAGAUUACCAGAAGUUGUAGAUUGUGAUGCUAAUCACAUUACGGCCGUGAUGAGGGUAGAGCGAUGGGCAUCAUGUACGAUAGUACGGGACGAUGACAUGGCAAUAUUAAUAAAUAAACUGCCCAAA